UUUACCAGUGAAUAGUUACCAAGAACUGUCAAACAACUAACCUAUAAAAAUAGGAAACCUUCUAAAAGAUUUUAUAAUAAUUCUCCAUUUAAAUUGAAGAUUAUUUAUGACAACAAAUAAGGUCAUUUAUUCAAAGCAAAUUUUUAAUAUAGUAUGCUCAAAUAAAGAAUAAUUGUAUUCCAAUUGUGUUUUAAAAUUUUAACAAAGAUGGGUUUGUUAACCGUGUUGAAGAAAUUGAAGCAGAAAGAAAAAGAAAUGAGAAUCCUAAUGCUAGGAUUAGACAAUGCAGGUAAAACAACAGUUUUAAAAAGAAUAAAUGGAGAGCCUAUAGACACCAUAUCUCCAACAUUGGGUUUUAACAUAAAAACUUUAGAACACCGUGGUUAUAAAUUAAACGUAUGGGACGUUGGUGGACAGAAAUCAUUGCGUUCAUAUUGGAGAAAUUAUUUUGAAUCUACUGAUGGUUUAAUAUGGGUAAUCGACAGUGCUGAUCGUAGGAGAUUAGAAGAUUGCAAGGUAGAAUUGUAUAAAUUAUUACAAGAAGAAAGAUUGGAAGGUGCCAGUCUUUUGAUAUUCGCUAAUAAACAAGAUUUACCUGGUGCACUUUCGGCAUCCGACAUUGCUGAAAUCUUAGAAUUACCUAACAUUAAAACGCAUCAUUGGCAAAUAUAUAAAUGUUCGGCAGUUACGGGAGAAAAUUUAGUCGAAGGUAUUAAUUGGAUUGUUAGCGAUAUCGCUGCAAGAAUAUUUUAUAUCGAUUAAAUAUUAAAUCUUUCGUUUUAAGUUGAUACGUUUAAUUUAUUACAAAAAUGU
This is a messenger RNA of Polistes dominula (European paper wasp), 813 nucleotides long. RefSeq names its product ADP ribosylation factor-like 2 (gene Arl2). NCBI's taxonomy places the organism in Eukaryota, Metazoa, Arthropoda, Insecta, Hymenoptera, Vespidae. Gene Ontology annotation, molecular function: GTPase activity; GTP binding. The record is from RefSeq and is a predicted model, not a curated record.